This is a messenger RNA of Anthostomella pinea, 3021 nucleotides long. The record is from the annotation of a GenBank genome assembly. NCBI's taxonomy places the organism in Eukaryota, Fungi, Ascomycota, Sordariomycetes, Xylariales, Xylariaceae.
AUGGAAAACAUACAGGUUCCUACAAGUCUGCCCGAGGUUGAGCAGUUAAUCCAUGAGCUGUACAAGCCGAACCCUGCCGACAGGAUAACUCAUAUUCAAGACGUCCUUCAGCGCCUGCAGAGGUCACCGCAAGGAUGGCAGCUUGCCCAGGGCUUGCUUGCCCGUCCUGGCGACAACAUAAAGUUCUUCGGAGCCUUGACCAUCAUCGUAAAGCUGAACACGGAAAGACUCCCCGAUGAUGAUGCCAGAUCUGUGCUACAGACCUUAAUCACCUGGCUCAUCAACUCCCUCCAAGACGGCUCGGGUCCUGUUGUUGUCAGGAAGCUCUGCUCUGCCCUCGUCACAUACUUUAUUCACUACUCCCACACCUGGGUGAAAUGCGUGCGCCACAUCAUCCACUGCCUGGAUCUUAACGCAAGUGUGCCGGUCGACGACGUUAGGGACGUUGCUCCCAUCGAGCACCUGGUCCAGGCAUUGGAACCCCGGAAAUUUCUUGCUGCCAGCUGGUUUGCUGCCGCUCUAGCCGAAGAGACAGAAAAGGUUGACACAAAAUCCACCAAGCACAUUGGUCUUCACGAGCACGUUCUGGGCAACGCCGACGAUGUGGCCUCCUUAAUGGCUAGUGCUCUCAAGCCUGUGGGUGGCGCUACGAGUAUACAGAGCCAAAAGGAGGCAAUCCACUGCUUGCAGGCGUGGUUCGUGUACGCCCAGCGUACUCUCAAGCAGCCUCUGAUCCAGAACCUCCAAGCACUGGUGCAACCUACGAUACGCUGCCUUCUUGUGGAUAACUUAUAUGAGAUUACGGUCGAGCUCCUCACUGAUACCCUGGGAAAUUGGCAGCAGUUCUUUACACGUGAUCAUUACGACUCCCUCUAUGCUCUCUUUGAGAGCCCGUGGGCCCAGCAACGAUAUCAUGAUCUUGUAGGGGGUGAUUUCGAGUUUGACUCUGUUCAAUUCGGAUUAUUCAUGUUGGCGUUUGGCGAUGCCCAAGUGGUCGAGAUGAUGGACGCAACCGAUGCAAGAGCUCAAAGCUUUCUUGCUGGCUUGGCUGGACUCUUGACCGCACAAGGGCACCCCGCCGCCGAUGACAAGAUCUUCGUUCCAGCCCUGGAGUUCUGGGCAGCAUUCGUCGAGAACCUGGUGGACACACUCUUUUCCAAGUCAACCGAAAACCUUCCUUGGGGCAAGCCGCCCUUGUCACAGGUGAUGCAAGUUGUCUCGUACAGCUGGCAGAAGAUACAGUAUCCACCGCUGAGUGUAUAUAACUCUUGGGACUCCACGGAGAAAGCUGGCUUCGGCGACGCGCGGAAAGAUGUGGCAGACUUCUUGCAGUCCGUUUAUACUAUUUCAGGGAUGCCCUUGAUCUCGCUCUUCGUAGAUCUGGUGCUGCAGGCUCUAGCCAAGUCGGCUUGGACAGAACUCGAAGCUGCUUGUUUCUGCCUAGGCGCCCUAUCCGACUGUGCGUCAGAAGGUACCUCUUACGAUGAUGCACUCACGAAAGUGUUUGGCUCUGCAUUGUUCGACCUGCUGCGUCAGGGGCAGGAUGUCGUGCCCAUGCGAGCGAGGCAAACAUGUCUGUACCUCAUUGAACGUUAUUCUGAUUACUUCGUGCGACAUGCCGACUUCCUGCCAGCCGCUUUGAACUUACUCUUCAGCGCCGUGGGUCAUCGGCAUCUAGCACUCCCUUCCUCCAAGUCGAUCAACACCCUAUGCUCUUCCUGCCGGUCCUUAUUGACUUCUGAGGUUGGCGCCUUCCUCGAGCAGUACGAUUCCCUACGGAGUAAUCCUGAAUUUGACUCUCUAGCCGAGGAAAGAGUCGUUGGUGCCAUCGCCUCUAUCAUACAGACGAUUCCAGAUGGAGCCAGUAAAUCAAAUGCUAUCCGAAGAUUGCUGAUCUUGGUCGGUGUGGAUGUGGAUAAUAGUCUGCGGCUGAAGUCCUCCGAGGCUGGUGCCCUGAUCAAUCCUGAUGACCCAAUGGUUUCCCGAGCCUUCGACGUCUCUCAGCGCCCAACAGCACCAGUACUAGCAGAUGACACAUCCUUGCAGUUAGCUAUUCGCGCCCUUCGUUGUCUCGCGAGCAUCGCAAAGGGACUACAAGCCCCCGUGGACCUGGAUGCUGGGGACGAUGAUAUCCAAACAGCUAGGAAUACAGACCUCGAACAGGUCCACGUGGAUAUAAUGGGCAUCUUGAUGCGCCUAAAAGACCUGUUCUCAGGUAACAGUGAAGUCGUAGAUGUCAUCUGUGCUGUCUUGCGCGCCGGUCUCUCCGAAACAGAACCAGGGCCAUUCGUAUUCCCACCGCUAAUGGUGACCGGGCUGAUCACCAGCAGUUGGAACAAUCGUGUCGCUACAGUUGUCAACACAGCCAGUGCAUUUGUGAGUUCUUUGAACGCAGGGAGGUACAAGCAGCAUAUUGCACCAACUCUCGGACAGCUCUUGCCUUGGGUUUUCAACCUUUUGCACCAACUCCCCGAACCCGAGAGCGACCCUGAACUAUCGCAAUAUGGCAUUGAAUUUGCCCAGAGAGUUUUGGCAAGACACCCAGAGAUCCUCAUGUCUCAGGCUUCCGACAUGCUCGAGUUCGUCUUCCUCUUUGCUAUCAAACUUCUCAAUGGGAGCGAGCCACUCCCUAAGGCAGCAGCAACCGAGUUCUGGACAACGUUCAUCACUGCCAAGUCAGACGACCAGAAUACUCAGGCCACGCUCAAUAUCGCGAUGUCCCAUCUGGGGCCCCAGCUAUGUCAAUGCUUGGUGCAGAACAUCGGAGGGAGAGCAUCACGCAGCGAGUUGGACAAACUCAGCGACCCAUUGAAGAAGCUGGUUGUGCAACAUGUGCACGCUCAGAAGUGGCUGGAAGCGGCUCUAAACGACCCUGCUUUUCCCAGUGACAAGGUCUCGACCGGGGAGAAAGCCCUGUUCCUGAAGAAAGUGAUGAGUCUUCGAGGCGCAAGAGCCACCAACCAGGUGGUGCGGGACUUUUGGCUCGCUUGCAGGGGCUCCAACUUUACGUACGCAUCGUGA